AUGCUUAUAGUACUUAUUUACCUGGAUGACCUUGACGGCUUCGAACUAGUUCCCCCUUACUUUUAUCUCUCGGAAUUGGAAUUCCAGAGCCUGGCAGGACCAACUCGACGCAGAAUACUUGGUCUUGAUAAGCGGCUGAGGUCGAAGCAUGAAGAUCGAGAUGAGAGCACGGACUGGUCUCUCCAUACGAAGGGUCGGCUAUCCAACUGCAGCCUCUGUGAUAGUAGUUUAAUUGAGCAAAGCAAUGGCGUCUAUAUUAUCCGCUUAACAAGUGACGAGCCGAGUCUUAUGAAGCGGACACUCACUUCUGGAACGCAAUUUGACUACAUUCUGGCAGGAGUUACUUCCUUUGAAUUGGCAUAUGCUCUUCGUCUUGACCUGAGAAAAGGCGGGAACGGUGAAGGCCAGCAAGCCCUAAGCUGUCUGCUGUUUCCUCAACUGUCUUGGGAGGCUGACGAGAAGCUCGAUCGCUUAGCAACCGAAAAUGGCCUCGGAAUUCGCGUGUGGGGAACUGUGAAUUUGACAGCGAUUACGAGAUCCUACGUGAUUUCCUGUUGGUCAUGCUCUGGAAUUUCUGAAAGUCUUCCGGAGUCAUGGUCUGUACCAAAUAGACAGUCUGAUGCUGGGAAAUAUGAUAACUACUACGGCAGAGGACUUAAAGCAAGGUGCGCUCUAUUAAGUCGCCCUGACAACAAGACCAAGUUGCGAAAACGAGAUCAACCCACUUCUGUAGGCAGCGAAGUCCGUAGCAUAGGAAUAUUGUAG
Protopolystoma xenopodis is the source of this 765-nucleotide messenger RNA. NCBI's taxonomy places the organism in Eukaryota, Metazoa, Platyhelminthes, Monogenea, Polystomatidea, Polystomatidae. The record is from the annotation of a GenBank genome assembly.